Oikopleura dioica is the source of this 621-nucleotide messenger RNA. The record is from the annotation of a GenBank genome assembly. NCBI's taxonomy places the organism in Eukaryota, Metazoa, Chordata, Appendicularia, Copelata, Oikopleuridae.
AUGAGUCGAAAACGAAAAUUCUCGGAAGCAAACAGAUCACCACCAAAACAGCCACUAUCCCUCAAAGCGAUAGCAACAUUGUCUGUGAAGGAACUGAUUCUCGAAGCCUUAGACGAUGAUCCCGCAGCAGUCGGCCAUAUCAAAGUCGAUCACGUCUUCUCAACCGAGUUCAACAUCUACAGAAUUCUGCUGCCCGAUGGAACUCCGACACCCUAUGUAUUCUGCGAUCACCCGUCUUGCCUUGAUAAGCCUAAUAGAGAUAAGAUCUUCCUUGGGAUGGGAGGACGAGUCACAUCCGACAAAGCAGUCACUUCACUGAUCAGAAGUCACGAGAAGACACACCUCAAUUUAGAACGCCUCGGUCGAUUACUAGCAGAGAUCUGCGUCGAGUUGAACUUGGACCCUUCGUACUGGUGGCGUCUUCCAACAAUGGGCUUCAGUGUCGUCCAAUUGCUUGGGGCGAGCCACGGAUUCAACAUUCAUGACAUUCAUGAAGAUAUCCAGAAAUACAUGACAAGCCAUCUAGAGCGUGUGGGCAUGGAAUGGGAUGAAGAGGAACGACAAUUUAUUGAACUCGUCACGGAGCACGAAGACAUGGAUUACGACGAACCUGGAAUGUAA